CCACUUCUUCCCUUAAAUGCAUGCAAGUUAUUUAUCAAUUUCAUUUCACACUCUUCUUUUGUCUUUCUCAUUUACUUUUCUCCUAUAAAAGUUAAUAACUCUCUGUCUCAAUUUCUUCUUGUUUUUUUGUAUCAUUUUCUUCCUAUCCUCUUUUCUAAACUAUGGCUGAUUCCAAAGAUUCCUUCAGGAUGGAACCCAAAUCUUCAUCUUCAUCCACAUCAACCACAACCUCAUCCUUACAAAAACAUCAUAGGACUUUUUUGAUGACUCAAAACAUCCUCAGAAUCUUAGUCAUUAUCCUCACUGCAGUUUCAGUUGUUGUUACAGUCACCAACAACCAAACCAUUACGCUGUACACUUUUCAGUUUGAAGCUCACUUUUAUUACUCUUCAUCUCUCAAGUUCUUUGUUGUUGCAAAUAGUGUGGUCUGUUUCUUUUCUGUGCUAUUACUUAUAUUCAAUCUUUUGAGGAGGAGGCAACAAACACAUCAACUAAAAGACUACUACUUCUUCCUGUUUUUAUUUGACUUGGUGAUGACGGUGUUGUUGAUAGCUGGAUGUGCAGCAGCCACAGCCAUUGGAUUUGUGGGACAGUAUGGAGAUGACCAUGUGGGUUGGAUUCCAAUAUGUGACAAUGUGAAAAAGUUCUGCAGAAUCAAUUUGGUUUCACUUUUGAUUUCAUAUUUGGCUUUCUUUGCCAAUUUGGGACUCACAGUUUUAAUAGCUUAUAAAUGCACCACAUGAAUUUUCUCUUAUGAAUUUCUCACUUUCACAUGUAUCUUAUCAAACAUGCUCCAUUCUCCAAUAGUUGUACCUAGUUUAUGUCGUUUUGUAUGAAGUUUCUUAUAUGUAAUAAAAUUUUAUUUUAGUAAAAAAUGUUGAGUUUGGUGUAUGGUUUUAAUUGCAAACAAAAUGCUAGUACAACACACAACUAACUUAUGAAGAAAGAAUUUAUAUUUCUUAAUUUCUUAAUGAUGGUUUGAUAAUGACUUGCCUCCAGAAUAUAACACGGGUUGCUGCAAAUCUACAUACUCUUUCUAGUCAACAAAUGAUUUCCCCACAACUUGUGAGUUUAAUCUUUCUUGAGAACCUCUAUAAUCGAACUGUGCGUGAGAUAGUCAAAGAAAUGAUCCGUAACUGGAUAGAUAUAAAGAUUUUGGUUCUAAAACUCACUUGUCUCAUGUGGAUGAUUUCUGUUUGGUUGCUUGGAUUGGAGAAGUGGAUUGGUAACACUCUUUUGGAUUUUAUUUUCUCAAAGAAUGUUGAUGUUCUUAGUUGGAAGGAUUAUUUUAAUAGUGA
This is a messenger RNA of Vicia villosa (hairy vetch), 1298 nucleotides long. RefSeq names its product CASP-like protein 1F2. The transcript is spliced from 3 exons. The record is from RefSeq and is a predicted model, not a curated record. Lineage: Eukaryota; Viridiplantae; Streptophyta; Magnoliopsida; Fabales; Fabaceae. The coding region runs from base 162 to 743 and encodes 193 amino acids.